Molecule: messenger RNA, 728 nt
Organism: Pararge aegeria (speckled wood butterfly)
Lineage: Eukaryota; Metazoa; Arthropoda; Insecta; Lepidoptera; Nymphalidae
Exons: 6
Coding region: 27-683 (218 amino acids)
Source: RefSeq, a predicted model, not a curated record
CGGCUACCAAUGAAACAGGUAUCAAAAUGUGUUUAACGAAGUCAAUAUUUUUAAUGUGCCUAUUAACAUACGUUUCCGCUAAAACCCGUCACACUAAAUCUCUGACGGAGUCCAUGGGACAGGAGGUCAUAGAAAUUGCCGCACCGAUCAAAGAACUUCCCCAAGAGCUGGAGGAAGAACCUUCUGCAGAGAAUGAGGAUGCCAAGGUUGCUACAACCACCACUAUACAAGCCGCUACAAAGAAGGAAUUCAUCAAGACUCCCAGUGAUCCAAGCAAAAAAAUCAAGGAUAUUGACAAAAUCGACGGCAGAAGGCAAGAUGAUGACGAAGCUAGGAUUGAGAAAGAACUUGCUGAUAUUUAUAAGGACUCCUUGGAUUACAAAGCCGACAGUGCUGAAAUAUCAAGAGAAGUCAACGUAUCUACAUCGUCAGCAACUUCGCAAAACGUUAAUGUAUCGGCCUCAGAAAAACCUAUAGCACGGGCUUGGAACAACUUUAAAUUCCAACCGGACUCCAACGAUCCCAGAGAAAUUGCGAGAUUCAGGACUUCCAUCGACGAGAUAAGUUGCGAUACCAAAAUGACUGCUACCAAAACGCCGAGUGACGUCACCGACGCCGCGGAAAGCAAAUUCCACGCAAAGAUUUUACUUUUGUUUCCAAUACUUUUCACAUUCCUUUCGUAAUUUAAAACAUAUUUAAGUUACCGACUUUUUGUUUAAAAAUAAUCG